Messenger RNA from Gambusia affinis (western mosquitofish), 3444 nucleotides. RefSeq lists its product as uncharacterized. Gene Ontology annotation, cellular component: nucleus. The coding region runs from base 514 to 1683 and encodes 389 amino acids. NCBI's taxonomy places the organism in Eukaryota, Metazoa, Chordata, Actinopteri, Cyprinodontiformes, Poeciliidae. The record is from RefSeq and is a predicted model, not a curated record. The transcript is spliced from 7 exons.
CGGGAGAACCGCAGAGAAAGAAGGAGGAGGAGGAGAACAGCGCCAUUUUUAUUUUACUGGUAAUUAUUUUUCGACUCAUUCUGCUUCACAUCAGCGCUGCAUGGCGUCGUUAUUUACCCGAAACAAACAGCUGAAGUUCAGCUUCCGCGACAGGAAUGGUGAAAAUGCGAAAGCAGAAGGAAAAAUCAGCAGCGUUUUGUCUUCCACCGAGAGCCGCGAUUAACCCUCCGAACGACGCCGAAAAACAGAGCCCAGACUGGCCGGAACAUUCCAGAAGAAGACCGGGUCCACACCGAGACCGUCACGAUUUGUUCUCCGCCCAAAAAACGCUUUAAACCGGCGCAGAUUAGAGGAGAGUCUGACGGCAGCAGCCCGACUCAACCAUCAGGGAGGAGAGGCUGAACAAAGACCUGCAGAACCGCUGCUGAUUGGCUCACAGCGGACACGUGACCGGCGCAACGUUCGAUUUAAAUCAGAUAAAUUAACACGUUAACAAGUCUGGGCCCGGUUCUGAUGGAUUUCCCAGAGGAUCAGAAGAUGGCGCCGCCCGGCAGCGGCGGCGAUGUGGUGUGGGGCGAAGAUGAGGAAGACGGCGCCCAUGGAGGAGUGAAGGAAGCGUUCCGGUCCAAACCCCGGUUCUCCUACACGGAGGUGAAGCUGCUGCUGGAUGAGGUGAAGAAGAACAGACACAUCCUGCUCAAGAAGUUUAACCGCGGCGUGUCGGUGGACGCCAAGAAGCAGAAGUGGACGGAGAUCACGGAUCGGAUCAACAGGCUGGGCGAGAACCACCGAGAGACGCGGCAGAUAAUGAAGAAGUGGGCGGACCUGAAGUGCGACGGGAAGCGGCGGCUGCUGGCCCUGCGGGGCCCCAACGGCUCCAACCUGAGGAAGAAGCGUCUGGGCCCGGUGGAGCGGAUGGUGCACCGCAUCCUGAAGAUGAGUCCAUCUAGAGAUGGCUGCAGCGACCAGGACUGGAGUCCUGCCGAGGAUUUUCCCAAGCCUCUCCAGACGGGUCCGCUGAUGCAGCCGCCGGCGCCGUAUUCCUACCUGAACCUGAACGAGAACUCUGGUUCCCAUGGCGACGGCCUGUCCUUCGACAUGUCGCCUCUGUCCUCGCCGGAGAACGAACCCGACGAGCUGAUCCACUCCUCCUCCGAGUUCGAGCAGGCCGAUGAUGAAGGUCCGUCCUCCCAGGACGUCAGGCAGAGGAUCAGACCCGUCUUCACGUACUCUAGGACUCACCAGAACCAGAACCAGAAGUCCUGCAGCCUCCCUCCAGGGGGCGCCGCUCCUUCCUCCUCCUCCUCUUCAUCGGCAGCGGCCGGCGGCCCGCCACCCGCCCCGUCGCUCCCGUCCCGUCCGUCCCCGUCCCUCCUGUCCUCCCAGAGCCUCCAGCAGCAGCGCGCGGGCCGCCUGCUGCUGGGCUCGGUGUCGCGUUCCCUGGAGGUUCUGACCCGGUCCGUCCAGCUGCUGGUGGAGAACCAGCAGGAGUUCGUCCAGGAGUCGCUGCAGCUGCAGCGGGACGCCGUGGACGUCCUCAGGGACUUCUCGGAGACCGCACUGCGAAUGCUGAGGGACAAAACCAGCAGUGGACCUCCCGGACCGGACCAGAAGCCACAGCAGAACAACCAACAGAAUCCCCCUACUGGGUCCCAGCAGCAACAUCCAGCCUCACGGUUCUGACCCUCCUACUGAUCCAUCUGACCAGAACCAGAAUGCAGGACACGCUGACCAGGUUCCGACCCGGUUUUUGCCGUUGGUUCUGACCCGGAAACUGCCCAGCGGCCGGUUCCGGCUCUUUAUUUAUUGACAUUCUGUUGUCCUCAUGUUGGCACCAGGACAAACGGAGAAAAACUCCCAAUUAUUUGUAUUUUUUAAUCAACUGACUUUAUUUUGGUAAGUUGUCAACAGGAAACAAAAACAUAACAAUAAACUAACCCAUAAUUUACCAAAAAAGGAAAUUUAAUUUAAAAAAGGAACCUGUCCUCGCCUACCCCUACUGAAAUGGUUUUUACUAAAAAUAUGAUUGAAAAUAAAACAUUCAUAAUUUCAACAAAACCUUGAAACCUUGAGUUUCCGGUUUAUAAAUUAACAGCAAACUUUGGUUCUUUUAGCCUGUUGUAAGAGAAAAAUGGCAGUUAAAUUUACAACAAUUUAUAAAUUUAUUAAUAAAUGUAUCGGGUUGUAACUAAAUAUUUACAACCAAUAUUUACAUAAUUAGCUUGCUUACUAAAUAUUUAGCUCUAAGCUAUUUAAUUCCAAACUAUUUAGCUCUGAGCUAAUAUGCAAAUUCACUUGCCAAUAAUUGGAAGUGGACUAUCAAAAUAAAAGCUGGUGAGCUUCUUUAUAAACUCCUGCUGGUCAGUCUGAUGCAUUUCUGCUGCUAUAGAUCUACAAGGAAACAUCAGGAUGGCCUUUAAAACCUUCCUGUAGAAAUGUGAAAAAAUACACAUUUAUCAUGAAUAAUAAAUGAAAGAUGAGAUUCUGCAGAAUCUGUCCUCCAAGAUGGCCACUCUUUCUCCCAGGGCUCUUCAGCAGAGAGGGGACAUGAGCUCCACUGAACACCUGCUGCUCAGCUGAUGCAAGUCCACCUCGCUGCAGCAGACAGGAAGGGGCGGGACGGACCACUGUCUGUCUCAGACCUUAUUGGGAAAUGAGACCAUUGGACGCCGGAAGUGAAGGGGGCGCUAUUUCCUAUAUUUUCCGUCUCUCCUGUUUUUAUUUUCUUUUUAAUUCAGUGAUAUGUCUUCACUUUUAGGAAGGAUUUUCAUGCCAUAAUUAAUAUUAAAUAAUAAAGACUUUGUGGUAUUCUGAUUUGGUAAUGUAAUUAUAUUAGUUUUGUUACCACCCCCACGCCACUAGAGGCAGGAUCAGGCCCGAAAAGAUGCGACUAAGGAAAAGAUUUAGAAGUAAACAGAAAGCUACAGAAUUUGUUACAAACUGUGUUGAACUGAAUAAAUAAAAGAGAGAAGUUUAAAUAGGUGCUGAGAGUGAAAAUCCUUCCUAAAGGUGAAAAUAUAUCACAGAGUCCAAAAGAAAACAAAAACGGGAGAAACGGAUAAUAUAGGAAAUAGCGCCCCCUUCACUUCCGGCGUGCAAUCGUCCCGCCCCUUCCUGUUUGCUGCAGCGGUCCUUUACAGCUGAUGAUCACGUGAUUGGCCGUCUCACAAACAGCUUCCUGUUAGCUAAGUACAGCAUAAUAGCAGCACUGAUACAACUUGUACACCUUGUAGCCUGUCUGCUACAGUCUUAUGUUAGCUAAACAGAUCAAUAUGCAACGUGUAUCUGACUCACACUGAAGAUUUUAUUUUAGCAGAAAAGGUUUUGGACUAAACUGUUCCUCCUGUUAGCCUCUCUAGCACCAAGUACAGCUGGUCAAUCAACCAUCACUGUGUUCAGGGAACCAACGAUUAAUAAUCCAGAAAUAAACUUGAUAUGGUAACG